AUGUCUUCAACAAACACAACGUCUUCAUCAAACACCAUGUGCCAGCGCACCUUAGAUAGAAUCCUUGCGGGAGACUGUUCUCCUGCCCAUUCUACUCUCACAAAUUAUUCUGACGAAAGCGAAUAUCACUUCACCGAGUCGGAACCCAUGCGGAUCAUUGUCAAAGACGGUGUCACCUUCUACAUUCAUGCAGUCUUUCUUAGCACUUCCAAGUACCUUAUCCCCCACUGGAACCCCGAGAUUCUCGACGGCAAAACCCUGGUUCUCUUCCACAUCGAUUCAAUCCUCUUCCGCACCUACGCCAGCUUCUCAACCUGCGAAGGAAAUUUUUCGAUGCCCUUCCUCAGCAGCGGGAGCGAAGCCCAUGACGAGGCGUUCUGGCACCACUGGUGCGCCUGCUACGUCCUCGCCCGCGAGCUCGAGGACACGCGGUUCUGCAACUUCGUGUUCAGAGCCGCGAUUGAGAAGAUGGCCAGGUGCAACGCGCAACCCGAGUGCUUCGGCGAGACAAUAUACAAGAACAGCGAGAAGGGAAGCAACCAUCGGUGUCUGGUCGCGAUGUUGGCGCUGUCGACGUGGAGCUACAGAAAGCUGUCGAAGGCUGUGAAAUACGAGAGCGAGUUCAAGGACGAUUUGCGUGAGCUCGCCAAUGCGGUUAGGAGGAAUCGCGUGGGGAGACGGUCUGUUGCUGAUACUUUGCGUGCGGUUGAUAAGGAGUAUCAUGAGCCGGAAUGA
Boeremia exigua is the source of this 735-nucleotide messenger RNA. RefSeq lists its product as uncharacterized. Bases 1 to 735 code for a protein of 244 amino acids. The record is from RefSeq and is a predicted model, not a curated record. The transcript is spliced from 2 exons. Lineage: Eukaryota; Fungi; Ascomycota; Dothideomycetes; Pleosporales; Didymellaceae.